CAACAGGAGCAACAGCGAGAGCGUCCACAACCCAUCACCACCCUCCUCUUCCCCCCACCCCGUGGCUGGCGUCCCCCCGAUCCCCAAAUCCACUCCUCGCCCCCAUGGACCACCACCACCACCACCACCUCACGCCGCCGCCGUCACCGAUGGAGAACACGGCGACGGGGGCGUCCUCCAAGCCGCCGACGCCGGCGUCCACGCCCAACUCGCGGCUCGCCUCGGGGGCGCCCUCCUCCCGGCCCUCCGCCACGCCAUCGCACGCCUCCACGGCCGCAUCCGCGCCCACGCCGGCCUCCCGGACCGUCUACAGCGACCGCUUCAUCCCCAGCCGCACCGGAUCCAACCUCGCGCUCUUCGACCUAGCCCCCUCGCCGUCGUCCUCCCACGACGCCGCGGCAAGUGGACCCACCGCCUCCUCCGGAUCUGCGCCCCCCACGUCGCCGUACUGCGCGCUCCUCCGCGCCGCGCUCUUCGGGCCCGACACGCCCGACCGGGUCGCGUCCUCGGCCACCGCGUGCUCCUCCUCCUCCUCCGCGGGGGCGUCGGCGGUGGGCACCCCUGCGACGGGGAACAUCUUCAGAUUCAAGGCGGAGGUGCCCCGGAACGCCAAAAGGGCGCUAUUUUCCGGCGAGGACGAGGAGGACGCGCUGUUCCCCGGCAUUUUCACGAGGAGGGGCGCCGGGCCGAGGAAGAUCCCUAGGUCACCCUACAAGGUGCUGGAUGCGCCCGCAUUGCAGGAUGACUUCUACCUCAACCUCGUUGAUUGGUCGUCACAUAACGUCCUUGCUGUCGGGUUGGGCAAUUGUGUUUACUUGUGGAAUGCAUGCAGCAGCAAGGUCACCAAGCUAUGUGAUUUGGGGUUGGAUGACAAUGUUUGUUCUGUGGGGUGGGCGCAGCGUGGCACCCACCUAGCUGUAGGGACAAAUCAAGGAAAAGUUCAGAUAUGGGAUGCAACCCGCUGUAAAAGAAUAAGAACGAUGGAAAGCCAUCGCAUGCGUGUAGGUGCUCUUGCGUGGAGUUCCUCAUUGCUUUCUUCUGGAAGUCGCGACAAGAGCAUCCUCCACCAUGAUAUCCGUGCUCAAGAAGAUUACGUUAGCAAGCUUACCGGGCAUAAAUCUGAGGUUUGUGGGCUCAAGUGGUCUUACGACAAUCGCCAGCUUGCAUCUGGUGGCAAUGACAACAGACUUUUUGUUUGGAAUCCACAUUCAGUACAACCUGUACUGAAGUAUACUGAGCACACGGCAGCUGUCAAAGCUAUUGCCUGGUCACCCCAUCUCCAUGGUCUGCUUGCAUCUGGUGGAGGAACCGCAGAUAGAUGCAUACGAUUUUGGAAUACGACCACAAAUACACACUUGAGCUGUGUGGACACUGGCAGUCAGGUCUGCAAUCUCGUGUGGUCGAAGAACGUAAAUGAGCUUGUUAGCACCCAUGGAUACUCUCAGAACCAAAUAAUUGUUUGGAGAUAUCCAACAAUGUCUAAGCUUGCCACUUUGACAGGCCAUACAUACAGAGUAUUGUAUUUAGCUAUUUCCCCUGAUGGACAGACCAUAGUUACUGGUGCUGGGGAUGAAACACUCCGGUUUUGGAACGUGUUCCCCUCUCCAAAGUCCCAGAGUUCUGACAGUUUAAGUUGCAUAGGAGGAACAUCAUUUGUUAGAAGCUACAUCCGGUGACACUGAAAUGUAGCUUUCUUGAGCUCGUAAGUUUAUUGCAGCAUAUGUUGAUGAUCAUCGACAUUAUUUCAUUUGCAACACCCAUGCCACCAGGUCAUCAACCAUGAAAGCUGGCCAAUUUUUUGAGAUGGCACCACGCAAUGCGAUGAACUGGCUUGCGAAUCCAGGCAUGGCUCUUUUGAUGAGAGUGUACAUAUUUAUCAGCGCAAUGGUGCUGUAGGAGUGAACAUUGCUGAGGCUUCUGAGCAUCAGCAUUGUUCCAAUUGAUAAGAAUACGCCCUCUUGUUUUUGCUCCCUUUGCGAGUCAAACCUCGGCCUGGAGCUGUUUCUGUAAUGUGCUAGGAGUUAACCUAUUGAAAACAUUUACUAACUCAUGACGCCCAUUUCAUCCAUGUUCUCAUGCUGUAAAAUGAGACUAUUCUGGUUCUUCAGAUUCAUUGUUACUGUCUUGAAAAGGAGGACAGAUUUGCCCUGUAUUCGCUUGUUUCACAUUCAGAUCCAUCAAUAAAUAAUGUGUUCAUUA
Molecule: messenger RNA, 2199 nt
Organism: Setaria italica (foxtail millet)
Lineage: Eukaryota; Viridiplantae; Streptophyta; Magnoliopsida; Poales; Poaceae
Product: protein FIZZY-RELATED 2
Exons: 10
Coding region: 105-1676 (523 amino acids)
Biological process (GO): positive regulation of ubiquitin protein ligase activity; positive regulation of anaphase-promoting complex-dependent catabolic process; anaphase-promoting complex-dependent catabolic process
Cellular component (GO): anaphase-promoting complex
Molecular function (GO): anaphase-promoting complex binding; protein binding; ubiquitin ligase activator activity
Source: RefSeq, a predicted model, not a curated record